Zea mays is the source of this 991-nucleotide messenger RNA. RefSeq lists its product as uncharacterized. The transcript is spliced from 5 exons. Bases 41 to 577 code for a protein of 178 amino acids. NCBI's taxonomy places the organism in Eukaryota, Viridiplantae, Streptophyta, Magnoliopsida, Poales, Poaceae. The record is from RefSeq and is a predicted model, not a curated record.
UGUGCUGUUGCCCCAGCUGUGUGUGAUCUCUCCUCCUCGUAUGGCCGUACACGAGCUCUAUAUAAACAGAAACAGGCUUGCCCCUCUCAGCACACGCGCCUGGAUUCUCCUCGCCCCUCGCCUCCCUCCACCUGCAGAGAGCGCCACAAGAGCGCUUCGUUCUAGCAGCAGCGGACGAGGGAGACAAGAGGAGGAAGAGAUGGCAGGCCGUGAUGGAGCCAAGUCAUCGGCGUCCAUGGAGGAAGAGGCAUGCGGGGAGAAGAAGUACGGAGGAAUCGCACCCAAGAAGAAGCCUUUGAUAUCCAAGGUGGCUGAUGAUGUUUGGACCAAAGAACACGAAUGCCUAGCUAGAUUGUUAGAAGCUCUGAUGAUCACUCCCACUCACUCACGUCGCUCCUGCGUGUGUGCUGUGCGAAUGCAGGACCACGAGCGCGCCUACUUCGACUCUGCAGACUGGGUGCUGGGCAAGGCUGCGAACAGUAGCACGAGGGCCACCGUCGAGUCUCUGAAGCCCAAGCUGAAGAGAACGCCUCACCACCAGCUGCCCCCUCGCAAGCCCACCUGCGCUUCCGGUUGAGACGACCGGACCCAUGGUAAGCUUGAAGCUGCACCUGAAACCUGCACAGCUCAACGGCAUCAGCAGAGCUAUGUGCAAGUGCAAAAGACGCCGCACCGACAUGACCGUGUCCGUCCUUGCGUGUAAUAAACGUGUGCAGGCUACGCGUUGCAGCUGCUCGGAGGUGAGGGAGGGAGGACGCCGAGGCCGAGCUCACAUAAAUGUCUAGCUGGUCGGAAACCGUGGUAGGGACGAAUCCGAGAUGCAAUCUGGCUUGUUGGCCGUUGCAUUGCAGCACCUAUUGUGUCUUUAUCAGUUCGUUAUCAAUUAUCUGGCUUUAAGUUUGGCAUGGCACUUGGUGUUCGAAUGAACUACACAAGAGAGUGGACGAGAGAUUUUGCCUCCCAAAAAUGCGGGCAUUAGAAAUUUUGUUUC